GUAACUGACGCCCGGACCCCGCAGCGGCCGCGACGCACCCUGAGAGACCUGGCUGGUUGUGAGGGCCCCGCAGGCGCGUGGCCGCUCCAGGGGAGCCUGAGGCCCGGGCCCCGCACGUAGGGCCUACCCCGGCUGCGCCGUGAGCGGGCGAGGCCUCCCAGAUGCGGGUUGCGACUCUACAGAGCCGAGCCGAGGCUGGGCCCGGGCCGCGGACGGGAUAGGAGGCCGGCGGGCCCGCUCGCCCUGCGGGUGGAUGCGGCGGCGGCGGCGGCGAUGGACGCCCUAGAGGAAGAGAGCUUCGCGCUGUCCUUCUCUUCCGCCUCUGAUGCAGAAUUUGAUGCUGUAGUUGGAUAUUUAGAGGACAUUAUCAUGGAUGAUGAGUUCCAGUUAUUACAGAGAAAUUUCAUGGACAAGUACUAUCAGGAGUUUGAAGACACAGAAGAGAAUAAACUCACCUACACACCUAUUUUUAAUGAAUACAUUUCUCUGGUAGAAAAGUAUAUUGAAGAACAGCUGCUGGAGCGGAUUCCUGGAUUUAACAUGGCGGCUUUCACCACGACUUUACAGCACCAUAAAGAUGAAGUGGCUGGUGACAUAUUUGACAUGCUGCUCACAUUUACAGAUUUUCUGGCUUUUAAAGAAAUGUUUCUGGACUACAGAGCAGAAAAAGAAGGCCGGGGACUGGACUUAAGCAGUGGUUUAGUGGUGACUUCAUUGUGCAAAUCCUCUUCUGUGCCAGCUUCCCAGAAUGACCUGCGACCCUAGGUCCCACCACCAAGCAAUGGGAUCUUUCUGGAUGUUGCCAGCCCAGUAGACUGGAAGAGGCUCUGGCUAAAUGUGACAGAAUACAUGUUAGAAAGACU
Molecule: messenger RNA, 863 nt
Organism: Neogale vison (American mink)
Lineage: Eukaryota; Metazoa; Chordata; Mammalia; Carnivora; Mustelidae
Gene: ARL2BP
Product: ADP ribosylation factor like GTPase 2 binding protein
Exons: 6
Coding region: 274-765 (163 amino acids)
Biological process (GO): positive regulation of tyrosine phosphorylation of STAT protein; maintenance of protein location in nucleus
Cellular component (GO): mitochondrial intermembrane space
Source: RefSeq, a predicted model, not a curated record